This is a messenger RNA of Colletotrichum siamense, 1224 nucleotides long. RefSeq names its product Serine/threonine-protein kinase KIN28 (gene KIN28). Gene Ontology annotation, molecular function: cyclin-dependent protein serine/threonine kinase activity; RNA polymerase II CTD heptapeptide repeat kinase activity; ATP binding. Gene Ontology annotation, cellular component: nucleus; transcription factor TFIIK complex; cytoplasm. The coding region runs from base 1 to 1224 and encodes 407 amino acids. Gene Ontology annotation, biological process: positive regulation of transcription by RNA polymerase II; protein phosphorylation. The record is from RefSeq and is a predicted model, not a curated record. The transcript has 2 exons. NCBI's taxonomy places the organism in Eukaryota, Fungi, Ascomycota, Sordariomycetes, Glomerellales, Glomerellaceae.
AUGUCGGCCUCACCACUGGUCGUCCGCGCGACCGACGCGCUGAAGCCGGCGGGCUCAAUCGGCUCGCCAUUCAAAAAUGUCUCGUCAAACCAGGCUUCCGCCAACGGCACGCCGCAGCCGCCCAAGGACAAGAAUGCACCCGCCUCUUUGCCGCCGACCCUCGACCUUGCCGAGCAGAUGAACGAGGAGGAGAAGCGCAAAUAUGUCAAAGGCAAGAAGCUAGGUGAAGGUACCUACGCCAUCGUCUUCCUCGGCCACCUCCGUUCCGACAAGUCCUCCCUCGUUGCCAUCAAGAAGAUCAAAGUCCAGAAAGAAUACCAGGAAGGCAUGGCCCCCGACGCCGUGCGCGAACUCAAGCACCUCCAGGAACUUCAACAUCCGAACAUCAUCUCCCUCCUCUCCGUCUUCUCCUCCAAAGACCAGAACCUCAACCUCGUCCUCGAAUACCUCCCUCUUGGCGACCUCGAGAUGCUCAUCAAAGACACUGCCAACGUCCGCUACGGUGCCGCAGAUAUCAAGGCCUGGAUGGGUAUGCUCACCCGCGCCGUCUGGUUCUGCCACGAGAACUUCGUGCUGCACCGCGAUAUCAAGCCCAACAACUUGUUGAUCGCUGCCGACGGCGAGGUCAAGCUUGCUGAUUUCGGUCUCGCGAGAGGCUUCGCGGAUCCGCACCAGGUCAUGACCAACCAGGUCAUCACACGCUGGUACCGCCCUCCUGAGCUGCUCUUCGGCUGCAAGCACUACAGCGGCGCGGUCGAUGUCUGGAGCGUAGGCUGCGUGUUUGCGGAGCUCAUCAUCCGUGCGCCGUACAUGCCUUCCGAGACGGAGGUUCAGCAGAUCUCGCUCAUUUGUCGUGCCGUCGGAACCCCCACAGAAGACAACUGGCCAGGCGUCACCAAGUUGCCGGCUUACACCGUCCCCGACGACGGCGAGCCGGUCAGGGGCAGAGACUACUACCAGGGUACUUUCGGCACCGUGGGAUCCGCGGGCGUGGACCUGCUUAUGAAAACUCUCAUUCUCGACCCUAAGAAGCGCAUCACGGCCAAGGACAUGUUGAAGCACAAUUGGUGGCGCACCGAGCCCAAGCCCUCGCGUAACGCGGAUCUGCCCAAGAAGGGCGGCGGCGAGGAGAAGAUGGGUGCAGAUCUCAAGAAGCGACCGGGUUUGGUCGAGGAGGACAGGGGUGCUAAGGUUGCGCGCAAGUUGGACUUUGGACCAAGAUAG